Rhododendron vialii is the source of this 876-nucleotide messenger RNA. RefSeq names its product valerianol synthase TPS8-like. Bases 1 to 876 code for a protein of 291 amino acids. The record is from RefSeq and is a predicted model, not a curated record. The transcript is spliced from 7 exons. Lineage: Eukaryota; Viridiplantae; Streptophyta; Magnoliopsida; Ericales; Ericaceae. Gene Ontology annotation, molecular function: magnesium ion binding; terpene synthase activity.
AUGUUUCCAAAGUUUGAGGAAUAUAGUCAUGUUUUCCAUGAUAAUUUGUUCAUGGUGUCACUUCACUUUCGAGUGUUCAGGCAACAUGGCUAUGACUUGUCUUCUGAUGAUACCUACGAUGCUUAUGGCACCUAUGAAGAACUCAAAUGUUUCACAAACGCAGUGCAGAGGAGGUGGGACAUGAAUGCUAUUGAUCAACUCCCUAACUACAUGAAGCCAAUCUACAAGGCUCUCCUAAACGUUCAUGAUGAAUUUUACCAGGAGAUCAUGGCAAAGAAAGAAAUAAACUACAGCGUCCAAUAUUUAGAAGAAGCGUACAAAGAAGUAGUAAGAUGCUACGACGUUGAGACCGAGUGGUUAAAGAAAGGAUAUGUGCAAAAGAUGGAAGAGUAUUUGGCCAAUGCUUUAGUAACCAUCACUUCUCCAUUGCUCACAACAGCGGCAUUUGUAGGGAUGGGAGAGAUUGCAACCCUUGAGGCAUUCCAAUGGUUACAAUCUCAACCUCGAAUCCUCAUGGCUUGCUCAACAAUAUUCCGAGUCAUCAAUGACAUACAGAGCUGCAAGAGAAGGCAGUUCCAUUUAACUACAGAAGAUGAGAGAAGCCACGUGGCUACUGGAGUUGAGUGCUACAUGAAGCAACAUGGUGUUUCAAGGCCGGAAGCCAUUAGUGAUUUGUUGAAAAUAAUUGAGAAUGCAUGGAUCGACAUCAAUGAAGAGAUGAUGAGACCAACUAUGAUAUCUAGAGAUCUUGUCAUUCGAAUUCUCAACUUUGCAUGCCUUUACGGUGUGGUAUACAAGUAUAGUGAUGGCUAUACUCAACCAGAAUGUGCCAAAGACUCCAUCAUUGCACUGUACGAAGAUUCAAUCUCCAUAUGA